Messenger RNA from Carya illinoinensis, 1071 nucleotides. RefSeq names its product PRKR-interacting protein 1. The record is from RefSeq and is a predicted model, not a curated record. Lineage: Eukaryota; Viridiplantae; Streptophyta; Magnoliopsida; Fagales; Juglandaceae. The transcript is spliced from 2 exons. Gene Ontology annotation, molecular function: protein kinase inhibitor activity; protein kinase binding; double-stranded RNA binding. Gene Ontology annotation, cellular component: nucleolus. Gene Ontology annotation, biological process: negative regulation of protein kinase activity. Bases 269 to 769 code for a protein of 166 amino acids.
AGGCUUAAUUAUAUGAUAUGAUACUAGACAAAAGGAUUUACGGAACCAAACGAGCGCAUCUAACCGUCACCGAGUGGAAACAAUUCGACAAGCUUUCGAAUUACCAAGUAGCGCUGAAUUCACAUUCAACGUCAAACUUUCCCUCAAGAACAACCAAAACCCUAAUCUAAAUCGUAAGUUCUUCGUCCAAUAGUCAUACAAAAUUUCCGAUAUUGAAGUUUGGGUUGGUUCGGAAAAGAAAUUAGGGUUUUCUUUUAGAACGGCGAACAUGUCGACGGGUAGACCCAGAAAGCUUCAGAUGGUUGCUGUGGCGGCGGACAAGUCGGAGCUUGCAACUGGGUCGAACGCGCUCGUUGAGUACGCGCCGCCUGCUUUUAAGCAGGAAGAGGAGGACCUGGAGAUCAAGCUUCGGCGGAUCCUCGAGAACGUUCCUGUCCGCGUCAGCAACACCUCCGGUAGCUCCGCCGGCUCCGGCUCUGGCGAUUUUCACCAGUAUCGCCAAAUGAGACGAAAAGAACAAGACCGGAUUGCUAGGAUGGAUGCUGACUACCAGAGAAGGAAAGAAGAGGCAGAAUUCCAUAUGAGAAGGGAGGAAAGAAUGAAAGCUGCCGAGGAACGGACUGCAAAGAAGCGUUUGAAACGUCAAAAGAAAAGGCAAAGGAAAAAGGAGAAAAAAAGCAAAUUGAAUGAAGGAGGAGAAGAGCAUCAUAAAGAAGACUCUUCAGACGACGAAGGGGACUCCGAUGAUGGCGAGGAGGCAGCAAACUGAAUGAACAAGCUUCUACCAAAGUCUUAUAUUCAAGUAGUGGGUUAAGGUUUUAAGGAAGCAUCUUCAAGUAUGAGGGACUACGGGCCAUGCCUUCGUUUGGAUUUCAGUUCCUGCGUUAUACUUUCUGUCAUUUGUGUAAGCUGAACUCCACUGUAUGUACUCGCGGGUCAGAUAAAUUGAAAUUGCUGAUCUCACUAAAAAAGAAUUUGCCAUCCUUUUAGCCGAUUGACUGCCAUCUCUAUUUUCAAAUGCAACUUUAGUACAUUUUGCCUAACAUAAUGAAGUGAGUUCCGUUUGUUUAA